Molecule: messenger RNA, 1667 nt
Organism: Neodiprion fabricii
Lineage: Eukaryota; Metazoa; Arthropoda; Insecta; Hymenoptera; Diprionidae
Product: antichymotrypsin-2-like
Exons: 8
Coding region: 274-1431 (385 amino acids)
Molecular function (GO): serine-type endopeptidase inhibitor activity
Source: RefSeq, a predicted model, not a curated record
AAACGUGUUUAUCUUAAACGGUGAAAUUGAAACUGACAGUUCUAAACCCGAAAUCACCGAUUACCUAACGGAGCAGUACGUUAUUUGCUCUCAGUUCAGUUUUGUAUUCCGUGCGUUGCGGACGUAGGAUUAUUAUUUGCCAAGCUGUUCUUGUUUCUGAUAUCUACCUUUCGCAAGUUUCUACACACCUCUGUUUCAACCGCAGAAUAUCAUCUAACGUAUUAUUACCGCCUGUCGAUAUUGUUGCUGCGAUAGCAGUUUGAGCCAACGAUUAUGGCUGGAAACGUUGGACUUCAUGCCGUAGCUGAAACUACUGGCCAAUUUGGUAACAAUUUCUUAAAGACCGUCGGUAAUGACAAACCUGGCAACUUGAUCAUGUCGCCGUUGAGCGCUCAGGUAGUGCUGGCGAUGGCUGCCUACGGAGCAGGUGGCAGAACCGCAACUCAAAUGCGCUCUUGUUUAUUCAUUCCCACUGAGAAUGAAGUAGGCCAAUCGGGUUAUCAGUCUCUUAUCGAAACAUUGAACGCUGUGAAAGGAGUGGAAUUACGUCUUGCUAAUAAAAUAUACACAGCUUCUCAGUUUGAAGUAAAACCUGAGUACAAAGAGUUGACGUCUAAAAAAUUUUACUCCUCGAGUGAGGAAGUUGACUUCAACGACCCGACACAAGCUUCUAAAACAAUCAAUACUUGGUGCGAGGAGAAAACUAACAAACGUAUUAAGGAUUUAAUUACUGAAGACUGCCUCAACUCAGACACAAAAUUGGUACUUGUGAACGCAGUAUAUUUCAAGGGACAAUGGGACAAAAAAUUUAAUCCCGCUUUGACGAAAGAUAGACCUUUCCACAUCGAUGAACACACUACAAAAUGUGUACCUACCAUGUUCAUAAAACACAAACUGCGAUUUGGCGAUCUUCCAGAGUUGAGUGCGAGAUUCAUCGAGAUCCCGUACCAGGGGGACGAGCUGAGUAUGAUAAUCAUUGUACCGUACGAAGUGGAUGGCCUCCAAAAAAUUCAGGAUAAUCUUCAUCAAGUGAAUCUGAAACAAAGUUUGCAAAAAUCGUAUCCCAGCGACGUCGAGCUUUUCUUGCCAAAAUUCAAGAUAGAAAGUACUUUAGAUCUCCAAGAGACACUUGAAAAGUUGGGAAUGACUGACAUGUUUGGAGAAGAGGCUGACUUCUCUGGUAUAUCUGAUACUCCACUCAAAGUUAGCAAAGUCAUCCAAAAAGCAUUCAUCGAAGUAAACGAGGAAGGUAGCGAAGCUGCUGCUGCUACUGGAAUAAUGCUCCAGGCUCGGUGCAUGAUAUUUUCAGCUGAACUAGCCGUCGACCACCCGUUCGUUUACAUGAUUGUAUCUUUAACGCAAAGCAGCUCUGAUGACGACGGGGACAUCGUAUCGUUGUUUAGCGGCCAUGUGGUAGACCCAUCAUUGUAGUGUAAAUAACCCCAUAGAUAUUUGUACAGAUGGCCAAAUCACUUUGGUGUAAAUAACGCAAUACAGAUGACCGUCUUCAUUUCUAUAUGAGUGACGAACCGAUAUUUUUGCUAGAAUGCCUCCCACGUGUCAUCAAAUAUAAUUUUUAAUGUUUGUGCUCAUCGUCGUUAAUUAAUUUCUGCGAACCAGUGUUGAAUUGAAUACAUUGCUUAUAAAUAAAUUUUACAACUUUUAAA